UGGGCAAUUUGAUCCCAAAUUCAGGUUGAGGGGCAUUUUCAGCUUGGGUUUGGAUUUUAGUGAGAGAAAGAGGUGAGGGAGAUGCUGGUGGUAAAUUGUGGAGCCAUAGGGGUUCUUCCUCGGAGGCUUCCAUGGACGAAUGUGUGUCUGUGUUCGGCUUCCAACAUGGGUACCGACCAAUUGCGUGCCCAACUCGAUCAGCUUCACUAUGAGGCCAACAAUGCUAGAGCCAAAGCAAAUAAUGCACGAUUGAGGCUUAUGAGAUUAUCAGAGGCAGCAGAGAGGCUUCGACGACAGGCAGCUAUUAGCGUUCAAACUGGAAAGGAAAAUGAAGCAAGGGAGCUGCUUUUUCAAAAGAAGAAGGUUAUGCAAGCUUUGGAGAAGUCUAAAAGUCGCAUUGAGUUGCUUGAUGAGCUUUCAGCAAAGCUUAAUGAGGCAAUAUCUGUAAAGGAAUCCCAGCUAAUUAAUAACGUUUCUUUGGAUCUUGAAGUUGGUGGAGAAGAUGCUUUAAGUCCAGUUAGGAUUGUUUCUCCAAAGGAGGAAACUACUGAAAAUUCAAAUGAAAAUGAGUAUUUUGACUUUAGGCCCUCAGAAGUUGGAAAAGGUCAAGAGGAACAAUUUCUCACUGACAAUCAAGCAAGUGUACUCCUUAAUAGUGAGGAUAUACAACAAGGCAAUGUCAAUGUUGGCAUUUGGGAUAAAGAUGACAUGAUUGGAAGUUUGCAACAAAUAUCCUCUUAUCAGAGCUUCCUGGAACAUCUGGACCAACAACUUAGCAAAAUCGAAGGUGAACUUGUAGCUGUCUUGAGGCUCUCAACCUUGAUAUUGGAAAAUGAAGGGAAGCCAAAAAAUUCAAAGUUGCAGCAAACAAUGGAUAUCCUUGAGAGCGUCCGUGGCAUUAGAUUGAGACACUGUUUAAAAUGCCCUUAUUGCAGAAUUACAAGUAUCAUGCAGACAAAAGAAGCGAGAUAGAACUUCCAUUCACUAUGCUGAAAUUUUCUUUGGGUGGUGUAGUUAGAAGACUGGGAAAGAAAUAAUUUGAUGCAAGUAUCUGGAUGAAACUUCCCGGACACAAUAUGUACCAGCCGAUUCUUUCACAGGAAGAUGGCUACCAUGACAGUAAUGUAUAUAUUUCCUUUUUUUUUUUUGUGACAAAAUUGUACAAAUAUGUAAUUGAAUUUGCAACAAUUUUGUGAAGCCCCCUCAUGCAUGGUUUUACUUGAAUAAAAACCCUGCAAUUUUUGUACUUGUUUUCUAGCAUGUUUUCAAGGAUGAAUGAAGAUUAUUGUAUUUUAUUACCCA
This is a messenger RNA of Vitis vinifera (wine grape), 1302 nucleotides long. RefSeq lists its product as uncharacterized. The transcript is spliced from 5 exons. The coding region runs from base 82 to 972 and encodes 296 amino acids. The record is from RefSeq and is a predicted model, not a curated record. NCBI's taxonomy places the organism in Eukaryota, Viridiplantae, Streptophyta, Magnoliopsida, Vitales, Vitaceae.